AAUUGAGCCAGACAUGAUGAGCUAAUAGCCAAUCCGAUGUAAGGUCACAUCUUGCCUGAUCACUGGAGCGAGACACUCAACCCGGUUGCUUGGACACGGAGCACAGUGAACGCGCUUGGGGUAACCCUAUCCAGAGAAGACACCGGGAUCGAGCUUCACUCUUCCAGCAUCUGCUAUCUAGUACUUGAGAUCGUUUUAUAGCAUUCGUGGUUUAGACAUGAGGGGAAAUCGACAAAAGCACAAUGUCCUUUUCCAUGCUGAAUUACAGGAAUAAUCGUGUGGAUAUCCAGUGAUUACUGUGGUUGUGCUCGUCGCGUAACACGAUGCCUAGCCUUCAAAAGAAAAUAAUUUUCUCUGUUUCUGGCGUGCUUUGCUUUGGUUGUGUUCUGGUCGUGGCGGCCGCGAUGGGGACGCAGUUUUGGGUUCAAGCGGCGGUUCUGUGCAGGACGGGUGCGCAGAUCGUCAACGCGUCCGGGGCAGAGCUGGACAAGUUCAUCGGGAGGACGAACUACGGGCUUUUCCAAGGCCAGGGGAUGAAACAGUGUGGUCUGGGAGACAGACCCUUUUAUUUCUCUUUUUUCCCUGACCUGAUGGAUGUGAUCCCAGCCAGUCUUCAUGUGAGCGUGAUCUUCUUCUGCGCGGUGCUCAUCGUCUUCUCCUCAGUGUCCUGUGCCUUCUUCUUUUACAAUGCUUUCGGAAGCCCAUAUGAGACGCUGCAUGGACCCCAGGGCCUUUACCUCUGGAACAUGAUAAGCUGUUUCUGUGCCUGCAUGAUCCUCAUCCUGUUCUCCUCAGAGGUCAAACUGCACCACCUGACCGAGACCAUUUUCAACUUCAACGAGGCCAGUUUUGUCUACAAGAAGCAGAACGAGAGGUACGACAGAUCCUUCUGGCUCAUCUUCCUCACCUUCCUCAUGCAUGGUCUCAACAUCUUGCUCAUCCGCCUGGCCGGGAUCCAGUUCCCUUUUCAGGAGGCCAAAGAGCCUGAUGCGAGCACAGGAGCGGCGGAUCUCAUGUACUGACCAGCUCUUUUGUUCUUCUGCUCCCCCCGCAGCGACUAGCACUUCUCAACAGGAGUCUUCUGAUGAGCUGCAUCCGUUUUGUUUACAGCUGAACACAUCUGAGCCUCUUAAGCUAUUGAGACCACGUGUGGUGAUGAACUUGGAGAUGCCCGUGUGUUUGGAGAGAAGGGUUCUUAUCUCACAGCGGGGAGGCGGGAGGGAGGCUGAUGGAGCAUUCAUUCUGUCAAUCGCUCAAACAAUUAACGUUCACCAUUUCAAACGGCUGAUGAAAACACCCUCUAGUUUCCAGUCUGGCUGGGGACAUGACAGUUUCCUUUGGUUGUGGAUCUUUUGUAAUCCAGUUGUGGCACAAAGGGAUGUGACAGUUGGCAAUUCUACAGUGACCCUAGAAAGUUUUGACACUUAAGCCACACUUAAAUAUGUAUGAAUGUCUUUGCAUUAGAUAACAAAAUGACAAACCAAGCUUUCAAACAGAAUAUUGCACAAAAAUAAGUUUGUUUGACUUCAUACAUCCAAUUA
Molecule: messenger RNA, 1541 nt
Organism: Carassius carassius (crucian carp)
Lineage: Eukaryota; Metazoa; Chordata; Actinopteri; Cypriniformes; Cyprinidae
Gene: clrn1
Product: clarin 1
Exons: 3
Coding region: 324-1022 (232 amino acids)
Biological process (GO): sensory perception of sound; equilibrioception
Source: RefSeq, a predicted model, not a curated record